ACCUCAUCCAUAAUAAAUAUCGCAGCUUAUUUUAACAUGCAAGCACAGAUUUCGUACUGGCGCUCAAACGUCCGGUCUACGGGGCGUGCGUGCCUGAUAUCAUCAACGGGAUGUUCAUAUCAGGUUUAUUUCAUUCCUCAUCAUCUUGGGGGAGCGGCGACAUUUAUUUUGUCCUCAGAAUUAUGUCAACCUCCGUUUACAUCUCAGACUCUACCUCCGGUCCAGACCGGAUGGAGUGGCGGUGCUUUGAUGAUUACCUCUUUGUCUCUUCAAGUUCAGUGGUCAACAAACACGUUGGCAUUCGGCAGUCAUUUCACGAAGUAUCAUAGUCCCGACUAGCAUCUCUUCUUUCAAUAUGGGUCAUCAGUUCCUCCGAACGGAUUCCACUACUGGCUGCGAGUCUUAUACCAUCCAGCCUCUUCGGUUUCACAUUGAUACGCCGACCGCGGAUGCGCCUUUCUAGUAAUUGUAAUGGGGGCGCUCGCAACUUAUUC
Molecule: messenger RNA, 494 nt
Organism: Serpula lacrymans var. lacrymans S7.9
Lineage: Eukaryota; Fungi; Basidiomycota; Agaricomycetes; Boletales; Serpulaceae
Exons: 1
Coding region: 37-339 (100 amino acids)
Source: RefSeq, a predicted model, not a curated record